AUGUUAUGGCAUAAACAUGCGUCUAAUAACGAUGGUUUUCUUAGGCAUCCAAGGGACGCUGAAGCAUGGAAAAAGUUUGAUGCAAAGUAUACUAAUUUUUUGGCGGAUCCGCGUAAUGUUCGCCUAGCCUUGGCGAACGAUGGAUUUAAUCCCUUUGGGAAUAUGAGCAUAAAGUACUCCAUCUGGCCUGUGAUUCUUAUUCUGUAUAAUCUACCACCCUGGAUUUGCAUGAAGCAGACAUCUUUCAUUCUAUCCACGCUUAUUCCUGGGCCAAAAAUGCCAAGUAACGACAUAGAUGUUUAUUUGCAGCCUUUGAUAAAUGAGUUGAAGCAAUUAUGGGAUGGUGUUGAAACCUAUAAUGCCAAAGAAGAAAACACUUUCAAGAUGUGUGCGGCACUAAUGUGGACUAUCAGCGACUUUCCAGGAUUGGGAAACCUAUUUGGCUGGAAUACGCAUAGUGGGUUAGCCUGUCCUAUGUGUAACUUGGAUGCUAAGCCACAUCGGCUGAAAGACAGUCAAAAAUGGUGUUUCAUGGGCCAUCGACGCUUUUUAAAUCAGGGACACAAAUACAGACUAGACCGGAAUAGAUUUGACGGGCAGGUCGAAGGUAGAGAUCCGCCAAGGAAGUUAUCAGGAACAGAUGUAUUGAGGCAGCAGUCUAAUGUGCACGUUUCAUUUGGGAAGAGUUCAAGUGUGACAUCUAAAAAAAGACGCAAUGGCCAGGAUGCGGAUGAAGAUGAUUCACAUUGGAAGAAGAAGAGUGUUUUCUUUGACCUCCUGUACUGGGAGGAUCAGAUGUUGCGUCAUAACCUCGAUGUGAUGCAUAUAGAGAAAAACGUGUGUGACAAUGUGGUCUUCACUAUCUUAAACGAUAGCAGCAAAUCAAAGGACAAUCUUAAAGCUCGUAGAGAUUUACAAUGCAUGGGUAUAAGGCCUGAAUUAUGGCCGGGAGAAGGUGGUAAAUAUCCUUCUGUAAUAUUUGCGAUGUCGAAUUCACAGAGGGAUAUUUUUCUGAAGACUUUGCAGAAUAUGAUAUUUCCAGAUGGUUACUCUAGCAACAUUGCUCGUUGUGUUGAUUUGCGACAGCACAAGUUAUCUGGGUUGAAAAGUCAUGACUGUCAUAUUCUGAUGGAACAAUUACUCCCAAUUUUGGUGAAGUUUUCACUUCCGAGUCCGGUAUCCAAUGUGAUUGCAAAUUUGUCGUCAUUUUUUCGAGAACUUUGUUGGGCCAUAAACCGUAUGCAGCUUGCUGAGCUUCAGAAUCAUGUUGUGCAAACCUUGUGUCAGAUGGAAAUGAUUUUUCCUCCAUCCUUCUUCACCAUCAUGGUUCACCUCACCGUGCAUCUCGUUGAUGAGGUUACUCUUGGUGGACCCGUACAUUAUAGGUGGAUGUAUCCAAUAGAAAGGUAUUUAGGACGUCUGAAGCAAUAUGUUCGUAAUAGAGCACAACCGGAAGGCUCAAUUGCAGAAGGCUAUUUAUCUGAGGAAAUCCUGACUUUCUGUUCUAGGGGAGAGUAUCUUCCCAGCUAUUGGCAAGGCAUUAGGGGCAGUUUCGCAUUUCGAACUCACUCCAAUGGAAAAACAUCAAGCUCAUCGUCAUGUGCUAGUCAACUGCGAUGCCGUGGUUCCGUUCUUCUGGAAAGUACUAUUCAAUCAAAAGAGCUGAAGUUGCUUGCAUGUGGUCCCAUGAUUCAUGCCAGACGUUUUAGGGCGUAUAAUGUUAAUGGGUACAAGUUUCAAACUGUCACAAAGGAAAACGGGAUGAAAACACAAAAUAGUGGAGUAUAUGUAUCAUCUAAUACGAGAAGUUAUGCAAGCAUGCGUGAUAAUAGGGUGGCUGUUGGUGGUGUUCCAGGCAUCAAACAAGACCAUUUGGGGCUUACCAGCGUUAAUUUCUCUCGUCCAAUACACACUGGUAAUCGUGAAGAAGAUGAACCGUACAUAUUGGCAUCAGAAGCUCAGCUUGUAUACUAUGUGGAUGAUGAAGUAGCUAAAGAAUAG
Molecule: messenger RNA, 2001 nt
Organism: Arachis stenosperma
Lineage: Eukaryota; Viridiplantae; Streptophyta; Magnoliopsida; Fabales; Fabaceae
Exons: 5
Coding region: 1-2001 (666 amino acids)
Source: RefSeq, a predicted model, not a curated record